Messenger RNA from Olea europaea var. sylvestris, 650 nucleotides. RefSeq lists its product as uncharacterized. The transcript has a single exon. NCBI's taxonomy places the organism in Eukaryota, Viridiplantae, Streptophyta, Magnoliopsida, Lamiales, Oleaceae. The record is from RefSeq and is a predicted model, not a curated record. The coding region runs from base 155 to 583 and encodes 142 amino acids.
UUAAGGCCUAUUCCAUCUCAAUGAACUUUAUACACUAUCAGUCUGCACUCAACAUAGCUUGUCCAACCCUUGUCUCCUUUUCUCCCUUUCUUUUUCUUCUCAUCUUUGAAUUCACUUUUCCUUAUAGAUUUAUUCAUCUUUCCUUAAUCAAUAAAUGGCCUCAGAUUUAUCGACUGGUUCUCAAUUUUCACCAACCACCAUAGACGAACUCGAAGAGCUAGAAAUGACGGAAUUUGAUGUGACAAUGCUUAGAGAAUUACUUGAAGAGCCAAAGGAAGAAGCGCUGGAUGAUAAAGUUUACUCCAUGGAGAUGGAGAAGAACUCGCCCUUGGAAGAUAAUUAUCAGUGUCUGGACAGUAUGAUAGACGAUAUUCAAGAUGUAAACUGGCUUCAUGUAAUGGAAGAAAGUCCUUUUCCAUGCCACGAUAUAGGAAAUUGGUACCAAGGCUCGUGCACAGUGGAGACGGCUGAUAUUGUUGAGACGAGAGAGUUUUACGAUUAUUUUCGUACCCCAAGUCCAGCACUUGUUACAUCUGAUGAAAUUGCAUACAUUGGCUUGUGGGAACAUAAUCAGAUCUCCUGACUCUUACCAUAAUUAUUAUACAAAAAAAUGUAUUGAUGAUAAAAAUAAUUGAAGAAACGUUUACAUA